GAAAUGGGUAAAAUGCUUGAACUCCGAGCUGCGCCUACACCUGAAGGUUCAACACCCUUGACCGAUGCUCAAAUAUGUGAGAAAGUGCUAGGUGUAAGAUCUGGUUAUGUCAAGGGUCUUCGUCACGGGUAUGAAAAACCUAGCUCGUAUAGCAUUGAAUAUAAUGCGGAGUUAGGCGAAGCUCUUAGGCGGGCAGAUGAAGCAGAGAAGAGAAAUAAGGAACUUGAAGAAAGAGUUGAUGAGCAAAAUCGCACUAUACAAGGGCUGGUAACUGACACAACAGAUAUAAGAAGAAUGUUGCUUGAAAUGCAGGGAAACCUUCAAAGUACUCAUGAAAACCAUCAAAACACUCCUUGA
This is a messenger RNA of Papaver somniferum (opium poppy), 357 nucleotides long. RefSeq lists its product as uncharacterized. The record is from RefSeq and is a predicted model, not a curated record. The transcript is spliced from 2 exons. Lineage: Eukaryota; Viridiplantae; Streptophyta; Magnoliopsida; Ranunculales; Papaveraceae. The coding region runs from base 4 to 357 and encodes 117 amino acids.